Messenger RNA from Amoebophrya sp. A25, 1022 nucleotides. The record is from the annotation of a GenBank genome assembly. Lineage: Eukaryota; Dinophyceae; Syndiniales; Amoebophryaceae.
UGAUGCUUGUCCAGACGAGUUUCUUGAUCGACAACGAGAACCAAUUCCUGCUGAGGAAUUCAUUAAGAUACUCACCACCGCACACAAAUGGGCCGUGGACGAGGACAAACAGUUCCCACAUUUGAGUUCGCCAUCUCUUGGAGGUGAACUUGAUAAAAAAGAGUUUCCCAACAAGAGGAUUUGUUUUUCGUAUAGAAGAAGCAAAGAAGAUGGAGAACCACAAGGGCACGCACAUCAUGAACUACAUAAAGGGGAUGCCCGGGAAGACCCACAUCAAGAGCCAGCUCAUGAAGAAGAUGCCAAAGAUGAAGAUGCUGAGCAAGCGGCCUUGGAACUGCGUCUUUGCUAGAGAAGUGAUAUCGCUUUGACCGUUCUUGCGUUCUCGUGCGAAGCGAGUUCAUAUUUUCCAAAAGGCACCACAUUAAAUGCAAACAGAAAAAGAUGGAAGUGAUGAAGUGAAGAACUGAAAAAAAAAUCUAAGAACAAUCCCCGCUCCCUCAUGCACUUAGGUAGCCCCUCUACCUCACGAAUAGGUACAUCAAUCAAUCAAUAAAUCAAUCAAUCAAUCAAUCGACCGCGUUUCCGACAACGAACUCCACUAGUCCUAGCACCACAAGACAACAAGUAGCACUUCAAGCAGAUUCGAUCGUUGAAGAGUAGUACAUGAUAGAAGGCACCUCCAAAAAUGUAAAGUUGUUUCCCACGGACACAGUUAACAAGUAGAAAAAUAACGAUACUGGCACUGGCUAUAACGUGAACGAUAGAUAUGCUCGUCAUAUUGUAUAGAAGAGGUGGAAGAUUUUUAGCGGUGAAAUAUGUGUGCUGUUGUGGUAAUUGAUAGGCAAGAGAAGCGUUUACCCUUUGAAGAAAUCGAUCCAAAACAUCGUGGAAUCUUUCAGCCUUGAGUUGUUGUCUUCCAUAUGUCUAUUGAGUAUGUUGUUUGUGCAGGGACACGGAAUCAGAAACCUUUUGAUAUGAUGGACCACGAGGUAACCUGACAAAUGUCAUGACCUGCUGCUUGG